AUGGACCAACAACGCCUUCGACAAACCUUUCCACCCGAAUCCUCUGCCAGUAAACUCACACUUCCAGUCCCCAAGCUUGCGCUUGACUUCCGCAUGUCUGCGAAGCUCAAUCCUCUCAUCCCGGUAGGAGAAGGACCAUGGGGCAAACGGAACUGGAUUUCAUUCUCUGGCGGGACAUGGACAGCAUCGUGGGGAUCAGGAACAGUGGAGCCCGGCGGCCAAGACUCCCAACUCGUCCUUUCAGACAGUUUAUCCACAUAUGUCACGACCAACUACCUUCUCAAGACUUCCGAUCCCGAACCCGCGUACAUCACAGUGCAAACUACCGGAUGGCGGACAGGUCCCAAGGAAGUCAUGGAGAAAUUGUUCAAUCCGGAAGAAGCGGACACAGUGAAGGCAAGUGAGUAUAGCUUCCGGUUAAGUGUGAAGCUGGAGACGGGAGACCAGAGAUACGCGGAAAAGGUGAACACAGGAAUGUGGAUUGGGAGUGGUGCGAGAAGGGGGGCGGAAGUGAUAUACGACGCAUAUCGAGUCCUAUGA
Cercospora beticola is the source of this 540-nucleotide messenger RNA. The record is from RefSeq and is a predicted model, not a curated record. Lineage: Eukaryota; Fungi; Ascomycota; Dothideomycetes; Mycosphaerellales; Mycosphaerellaceae.